Molecule: messenger RNA, 1919 nt
Organism: Homo sapiens (human)
Lineage: Eukaryota; Metazoa; Chordata; Mammalia; Primates; Hominidae
Gene: MMP21
Product: matrix metallopeptidase 21
Exons: 7
Coding region: 1-1710 (569 amino acids)
Biological process (GO): determination of left/right symmetry; proteolysis; determination of heart left/right asymmetry
Cellular component (GO): extracellular matrix; extracellular region
Molecular function (GO): metalloendopeptidase activity; zinc ion binding; metallopeptidase activity
Source: RefSeq, marked reviewed
AUGCUCGCCGCCUCCAUCUUCCGUCCGACACUGCUGCUCUGCUGGCUGGCUGCUCCCUGGCCCACCCAGCCCGAGAGUCUCUUCCACAGCCGGGACCGCUCGGACCUGGAGCCGUCCCCACUGCGCCAGGCCAAGCCCAUUGCCGACCUCCACGCUGCUCAGCGGUUCCUGUCCAGAUACGGCUGGUCAGGGGUGUGGGCGGCCUGGGGGCCCAGUCCCGAGGGGCCGCCGGAGACCCCCAAGGGCGCCGCCCUGGCCGAGGCGGUGCGCAGGUUCCAGCGGGCGAACGCGCUGCCGGCCAGCGGGGAGCUGGACGCGGCCACCCUAGCGGCCAUGAACCGGCCGCGCUGCGGGGUCCCGGACAUGCGCCCACCGCCCCCCUCCGCCCCGCCUUCGCCCCCGGGCCCGCCCCCCAGAGCCCGCUCCAGGCGCUCCCCGCGGGCGCCGCUGUCCUUGUCCCGGCGGGGUUGGCAGCCCCGGGGCUACCCCGACGGCGGAGCUGCCCAGGCCUUCUCCAAGAGGACGCUGAGCUGGCGGCUGCUGGGCGAGGCCCUGAGCAGCCAACUGUCCGUGGCCGACCAGCGGCGCAUUGUGGCGCUGGCCUUCAGGAUGUGGAGCGAGGUGACGCCGCUGGACUUCCGCGAGGACCUGGCCGCCCCCGGGGCCGCGGUCGACAUCAAGCUGGGCUUUGGGAGAGGCCGGCACCUGGGCUGUCCGCGGGCCUUCGAUGGGAGCGGGCAGGAGUUUGCACACGCCUGGCGCCUAGGUGACAUUCACUUUGACGACGACGAGCACUUCACACCUCCCACCAGUGACACGGGCAUCAGCCUUCUCAAGGUGGCCGUCCAUGAAAUUGGCCAUGUCCUGGGCUUGCCUCACACCUACAGGACGGGAUCCAUAAUGCAACCAAAUUACAUUCCCCAGGAGCCUGCCUUUGAGUUGGACUGGUCAGACAGGAAAGCAAUUCAAAAGCUGUAUGGCUCCUGUGAGGGAUCAUUUGAUACUGCGUUUGACUGGAUUCGCAAAGAGAGAAACCAAUAUGGAGAGGUGAUGGUGAGAUUUAGCACAUAUUUCUUCCGUAACAGCUGGUACUGGCUUUAUGAAAAUCGAAACAAUAGGACACGCUAUGGGGACCCUAUCCAAAUCCUCACUGGCUGGCCUGGAAUCCCAACACACAACAUAGAUGCCUUUGUUCACAUCUGGACAUGGAAAAGAGAUGAACGUUAUUUUUUUCAAGGAAAUCAAUACUGGAGAUAUGACAGUGACAAGGAUCAGGCCCUCACAGAAGAUGAACAAGGAAAAAGCUAUCCCAAAUUGAUUUCAGAAGGAUUUCCUGGCAUCCCAAGUCCCCUAGACACGGCGUUUUAUGACCGAAGACAGAAGUUAAUUUACUUCUUCAAGGAGUCCCUUGUAUUUGCAUUUGAUGUCAACAGAAAUCGAGUACUUAAUUCUUAUCCAAAGAGGAUUACUGAAGUUUUUCCAGCAGUAAUACCACAAAAUCAUCCUUUCAGAAAUAUAGAUUCCGCUUAUUACUCCUAUGCAUACAACUCCAUUUUCUUUUUCAAAGGCAAUGCAUACUGGAAGGUAGUUAAUGACAAGGACAAACAACAGAAUUCCUGGCUUCCUGCUAAUGGCUUAUUUCCAAAAAAGUUUAUUUCAGAGAAGUGGUUUGAUGUUUGUGACGUCCAUAUCUCCACACUGAACAUGUAAUAAGAAAAAGUAGGAAAUGGAGGGUCAUAGGACUUCGCUAAAAUUCUGAUACUGUUUACAAAGAAAACCGGAUUUUCAGUAGCUGAAGAAAAUAUGGCACUGUAAGUUAAAACCCAAUGGGAAAAGCCUUAGUUGAACUUUUAAAAUACUUGAUUUAAAAACAAUUGCUCAGGCAAAACAUAAUUCAUAAACUAAAAGGUUUAAAAAAA